CUUGUUGAUUUUUCCUUUUAAUAAUAAUACGCUGUUGGUAAUUUCUUGCAUUAGACAUGUUUAUUAAUGCGCCUCACUAUUAGGACUAACUCUAACGAAAUAGGCAAAUACUGAGAACUACUGUAACAUUUAUUUUAUUCCAUACGAGGUACCAAAAUUAGGGUUUAGUCCUUCGAUUUCAUACAGAAAUUCUCCAUAUCUGCUUCCUUCGGGCCUUCGGCUGGGUUACUCAGAUUUUCAGCGGAGCUGUUUCGAACCAAUUUACAACAGAUGUCUGCCUGCACUCGUUUUCACCCUUGCAGGUAAAGUCAGACGGAAUUCAUUUUCCCGGUCAAGAUGAGAAUAGUUGGAUUGACCGGAGGCAUAAGCUCUGGAAAAAGCACAGUAUCGAAACUCUUCAAAGCUCACGGUAUCCCCGUUGUCGAUGCCGAUGUCAUCGCUCGCAAUGUCCUAAAGAAAGGGACCGGUGGAUGGAGAAAAGUGGUGGCUGCAUUUGGGGAUGAAAUUUUGCUCUCUAGCGGAGAAGUUGAUCGGCUGAAGCUGGGCCAGAUCGUGUUUAAUGAUCCUGAUAGGCGCCAGCUUCUUAAUCGGUUACUGGCCCCUUACAUUUCAUUUGGGAUUUUCCUGGAAGUUCUGAAGCUAUGGAUCAAGGGUUGUAAAAUAAUUGUUCUUGACGUGCCCCUGUUGUUCGAGGCCAAGAUGGACAGGUGGACUAAGCCCAUUAUUGUAGUAUGGGCCGACCCCAAGACCCAGCUUGAGCGGCUUAUGUUGAGAGAUGGGUCCACAGCUAAGGAGGCCCAGAGUAAGAUUAAUGCUCAGAUGCCUCUUGAUCUGAAAAAGUCCAAAGCGGAUAUUGUGAUCGAUAACUCGGGGUCAUUGGGAGACCUGAAUGAACGUUUUGAAGAGGUAUUGGUACAGGUCAGCAAGCCGUUGACUUGGGCUGAGUUUGGGCUUUCUCGAGAUGGAGCUAUUGUGGCUUUUAUUUCUGUUCUUUUCGGUGUUAUUGUAUUUCGAAAAGCUUUGUGAUAGACAGUGUAGUAUUCUUAUGAGGAUUUUUUUGUUAAAUUCUUACAAGUGUAUGUGCACGACACAUGGGUAUUAUUCGUUCGACUCUGGAGCUGUAAUUGGAGUUUAAAUGUAGUUACAUGAUUGAAAUAAUGGAUAAUGAGUUACAUUUGGUGAGAAUUUAAUUUGUUUGCUCUUAUCAGCAUAUGCAGGUGCGAGGUAUGCAGUGAUGCUCUCGAUCACACUCUGGA
This is a messenger RNA of Striga asiatica, 1256 nucleotides long. The record is from the annotation of a GenBank genome assembly. NCBI's taxonomy places the organism in Eukaryota, Viridiplantae, Streptophyta, Magnoliopsida, Lamiales, Orobanchaceae.